This is a messenger RNA of Pogoniulus pusillus (Red-fronted tinkerbird), 9738 nucleotides long. It is a transcript of the gene SCN5A, whose product is annotated as sodium voltage-gated channel alpha subunit 5. Gene Ontology annotation, cellular component: voltage-gated sodium channel complex; axon; plasma membrane. The transcript has 27 exons. Gene Ontology annotation, biological process: neuronal action potential; sodium ion transmembrane transport; membrane depolarization during action potential. The record is from RefSeq and is a predicted model, not a curated record. Bases 44 to 6136 code for a protein of 2030 amino acids. Gene Ontology annotation, molecular function: protein binding; voltage-gated sodium channel activity. Lineage: Eukaryota; Metazoa; Chordata; Aves; Piciformes; Lybiidae.
CCAGGGCGAGUAAAGACCAGCAAAGACAAAGCAGGAUGAGAAGAUGGCUGACUUCUUGUUACCACCGGGUACUAACAGCUUCCACCGGUUCACGCCUGAAUCCUUGGCUGCCAUUGAGAAACGAAUUGCCGAGAAGCUUGCAAGGAAUGCAAAGCAGGAAUACAGAGAGCAGCUGGGUGAAGAGGAGAAACCUCAGCCUCAGUUUGAUUUGCAAGCUUGCAAGAAGCUGCCCGAUAUCUACGGGACUGUUCCUCCAGAGCUCAUUGGGGAGCCAUUGGAGGACAUUGACCCUUUCUAUAAUGAUCGUAAGACAUUUAUAGUACUGAACAAAGGGAAGACAAUCUUCCGAUUUAGUGCCACUCCUGCCUUGUAUAUACUUAGUCCUUUCCACCCAGUCAGAAGAGCAGCAAUUAAAAUUUUGGUACAUUCAUUGUUCAGUAUGUUUAUCAUGUGCACUAUUUUAACUAAUUGUGUCUUCAUGGCACAAUCAGAGACUCCGCCGUGGAAUAAGUACGUUGAGUACACUUUCACUGGCAUUUACACUUUUGAGUCAUUGAUAAAGAUCUUGGCGAGAGGAUUUUGCAUGACAGAGUUCACCUUCCUUCGGGACCCGUGGAACUGGCUGGAUUUCAGCGUCAUCGUCAUGGCAUACAUAACUGAAUUUGUGGACCUGGGCAAUGUCUCAGCCUUACGAACGUUCAGAGUACUGCGGGCGCUGAAAACAAUCUCAGUCAUUUCAGGACUGAAGACCAUUGUAGGUGCACUUAUCCAGUCUGUUAAGAAACUUGCUGAUGUGAUGAUCCUGACCGUUUUCUGCUUGAGUGUCUUUGCCCUCAUAGGCCUCCAGCUCUUCAUGGGCAACCUGCGACACAAGUGUGUCAGGGACUACACUCAGUUUAACUUCACUAACGGCACCUUGUACUUGGAUGGUAGGACGUGGAACACCUCAGAGGAGUUUCUUAGUGAUCCAGUGAACUACUUCAUAAAAAAUGGUACAGAAGAUGUGUUGCUGUGUGGCAAUAGCAGUGAUGCUGGCACGUGCCCUGAGGGAUACAUCUGUCUGAAGGCUGGGGAAAACCCUGACCAUGGAUACACAAGCUUUGAUACUUUUGGCUGGGCCUUUCUCUCUUUGUUCCGUCUUAUGACUCAGGAUUAUUGGGAACGUCUUUAUCAACAGACUCUCAGAUCUGCUGGGAAGAUCUACAUGCUUUUUUUUAUGCUGGUCAUCUUUCUGGGCUCAUUUUAUCUGAUCAACCUGAUUCUGGCUGUUGUGGCCAUGGCAUAUGAAGAGCAGAACCAAGCCACUAUUGCUGAAACAGAGGAGAAGGAACGGAAAUUUCGGGAAGCCAUGGAGAUGUUAAAGAAAGAACAGGAGGCACUAGCUGCUAAAGGCAUUGAUUCAAUGUCACUUAGUUCAUUGGAAAUGUCACCUUUGGCAUCCAAAAAUGCCAAGGAAAGAAGAAAUAAGCGAAAGAAAAAGAAAUCUUUGGGGGCAGAAGAGUAUGGCGAAGACCAAAGGAAUCCCAAGUGUGACUACGAUGAGGGUCAGAGGAGAAUGACUCUCCUUGGCAUUAGUUAUGGUCCCAGUGCACACUUGGUGAAGCGCAGAACCAGCCACGGAAGCGUAUUCAGUUUCCGACUCCGUGGUAGAGACACUGUCUCCGAAACAGACUUUGCCGAUGAUGAGAUCAGCACUGCUGGGGAAAAUGAAAGCCACCGAGGCUCUCUCUUAAUUCCAAGAUCUGGGAGGCGUCCAAGCAUGCAAAGUCAAGUGAGCCAUAGUUCUCACCCUGCUACUCCCAACUACACCCAGACGGGCAAAAGGAACAGCUCAGUGGAUUGCAAUGGUGUGGUUUCCCUGAUAGGAGGAGGCAUCGGGGCACUCAACCCAGACCCUACUUCUCCUGCAGGGUUACUGCUCCCCCCAGUUAUUUUGGAAAAGCCUGGGCCAGGCGAUCUGACCUCUCCCUCGGAUGAAGCAAGCAAGAAGCAGCUUUUAAUGCCCCACCGCCCAUCAGUAGACCACUCAGAUGAACCCUUUCAGAGGCAGCGGGCAGUGAGUGCUGUCAGCAUCAUCACCAGUGCCCUGGAAGAGCUUGAGGAAUCACACCAGAAAUGUCCUCCCUGCUGGAACCACUUUGCUGUUAAAUUUCUCAUUUGGGACUGCUGCCCAUUUUGGCUUUUAAUCAAGAAAUUUGUCAAGUUUGUGGUAAUGGACCCAUUUACUGACCUCACCAUCACCCUCUGCAUUGUGCUGAACACGCUCUUCAUGGCCUUGGAGCACUACAAGAUGACGAAGGAGUUUGACCACAUGCUUUACAUAGGCAACUUGGUCUUCACUGGGAUUUUUACAGCUGAGAUGAUCUUCAAAGUAAUUGCCCUUGACCCCUACUACUAUUUUCAGCAAGGCUGGAAUAUUUUUGACAGCAUAAUUGUUAUUCUAAGUCUGAUGGAAUUGGGUUUGUCCAGCAUGGGAAAUCUGUCUGUUUUACGCUCCUUUCGACUGCUGCGAGUCUUCAAACUGGCAAAGUCCUGGCCCACCUUGAACACGCUCAUCAAAAUCAUCGGCAACUCGGUGGGCGCCCUGGGUAACCUCACUCUGGUGCUGGCAAUCAUCGUCUUCAUUUUUGCUGUGGUGGGAAUGCAGCUUUUUGGGAAGAGCUACUUGGACAACGUGAAGAAGAUAAGCACAACUGGCAACUUGCCAAGGUGGCACAUGAACGAUUUCUUCCACUCCUUCCUCAUCAUCUUCCGAAUUUUGUGUGGAGAGUGGAUUGAGACCAUGUGGGACUGCAUGGAAGUAGCUGGGCAGCCGCUGUGCCUUCUCGUCUUCUUGUUGGUCAUGGUGAUAGGAAACCUGGUGGUGCUCAACCUGUUCCUUGCCCUGCUGCUGAGCUCUUUCAGCGCUGACAACCUCUCGGCGCCUGACGAGGACGGGGAGAUGAACAACCUGCAGCUUGCUUUCGCUCGGAUCAACAGAGGUCUCCAGUACGGGAAACAGGCAGUGUGGAGUUUUUGCUGCCACGUUCUCCGGCACCCCAAGACAACAGCUGAGAAGAAGGCCAUGAUGAAGCUUGCUGCCCAGAAUACAGGUGCCCUUAACAACUGUGUGAACAGCCACACAGCUGCUGAGCUUGGCAAAGACAUGGAGAAUUACAAAGAGAACCACCCUGAGGAUGGAAUUAAUAAAAGUGGGGAGAAACACCUGGGGAUUACAGAUGAUGAUUUUAUGACCAAUCCUGACCUGUCCAUUUGUGUUCCUAUUGCUGUGGGAGAGUCAGACAUUGAGGAGGAAGAUGAGGAGCAGAGCACCUUCACAGAAAUGGAGCAGCAGGACAAACAGCUGCAGCUGAGGGGGCAGCGAUGCCAAAGCCCAGGCGUCCGGAGUCAGAACUCUGAGAUUUGUGAAGAGUUAAGUGAGUUGCACGUGGAUAAGCAGCUGAAGGCUGAGCCACCACCUCCACUAGGGCAAAAAGAGCUUGAUGAAAUCAGUCUUUCUGAAGGCAGCACAGUGGAUUUGACAAAUCCUGCAGAACUGCUGGAGCAGAUCCCUGAGUUUGCUGAGGAGCUGAUGGAGCCUGAAGAUUGCUUCCCUGAAGUUUGUGUAAGAUUCUUCCCUUGUUGUUCCGUGGACAUCACAAAAUUUCCAGGCAAAGUUUGGUGGAGGCUGCGGAAAACCUGCUACAGAAUUGUUGAACACAACUGGUUUGAAACCUUCAUCAUAUUCAUGAUCCUGCUGAGCAGCGGAGCCUUGGCUUUUGAAGAUAUUUACCUUGAAGAUCGAAAAAACAUCAAAACCAUGCUGGAAUAUGCUGACAAGGUGUUCACAUACAUCUUCGUCCUGGAAAUGCUCCUGAAAUGGGUGGCUUACGGCUUCAAGAAGUAUUUCACCAAUGCCUGGUGCUGGCUGGACUUCCUCAUCGUAGAUGUCUCUUUGAUUAGCCUCAUUGCCAAUACACUUGGAUACUCUGAGAUGGGUCCCAUUAAAUCCCUCAGGACCCUCCGAGCUCUGCGGCCAUUAAGAGCAUUGUCACGAUUUGAAGGGAUGAGGGUGGUGGUCAAUGCCCUCGUGGGAGCCAUCCCUUCCAUCAUGAAUGUUCUUCUCGUCUGCCUCAUCUUCUGGCUCAUCUUUAGCAUCAUGGGAGUGAACCUGUUUGCUGGGAAGUUUGGGAAGUGCAUUAAUAAGACAGAAGGAGAUACGCCUUUAGACUCCAAAAUUAUCAACAACAUGAGUGACUGUAUCCUCUACAAUGUGUCAGGCACCUUUUACUGGACAAAAGUCAAAGUCAACUUUGAUAAUGUUGGUGCUGGGUACCUGGCUCUGCUGCAAGUGGCCACAUUUAAGGGCUGGAUGGAUAUUAUGUACGCAGCAGUGGAUUCACGAGGGUGUGAGGAGCAGCCUGAAUGGGAAUGUAACUUAUACAUGUACCUGUACUUUGUGAUCUUCAUCAUCUUUGGCUCUUUCUUCACACUGAACCUCUUCAUUGGUGUCAUCAUUGACAAUUUUAACCAACAAAAGAAAAAGAUAAGUGGCCAGGACAUCUUCAUGACAGAAGAACAGAAAAAGUAUUAUAAUGCAAUGAAAAAGCUGGGGUCUAAAAAACCUCAAAAGCCAAUCCCAAGGCCACUGAACAAAUACCAAGGUUUUAUUUUCGAUGUUGUCUCAAAACAAGCCUUUGAUGUCUCCAUCAUGAUUCUCAUCUGCCUUAACAUGAUUACCAUGAUGGUGGAAACGGAUGACCAAAGUCAAGAAAAAGUGAACAUCCUCCAUAAAAUCAACAUGCUUUUUGUGGCCAUCUUCACCGGGGAGUGCAUCAUCAAAAUGCUGGCUCUGCGGCACUACUACUUCACCAACGGAUGGAAUAUCUUUGACUUUGUUGUUGUGAUUCUCUCCAUCGUAGGCACUGUGCUUUCUGACAUCAUCCAGAAGUAUUUCUUCUCUCCCACGCUCUUCAGAGUCAUUCGCUUGGCUCGGAUUGGCCGGAUCCUGAGGCUUAUCCGGGGAGCCAAAGGAAUUCGAACUCUCUUGUUUGCCUUAAUGAUGUCCCUGCCUGCUCUGUUCAACAUUGGCCUCUUGCUUUUUCUGGUCAUGUUCAUUUACGCCAUUUUUGGCAUGGCUAACUUUGCCUACGUGAAGAAAGAGCAUGGGAUCGACGACAUGUUCAACUUCCAAACCUUUGCUAACAGCAUGCUGUGUCUCUUCCAAAUCACCACGUCAGCUGGCUGGGAUGGUCUUCUCAACCCUAUUUUGAACACUGGACCACCAUAUUGCGACCCCAACCUUCCAAAUGCGAACGGUUCAAAGGGAGACUGUGGGAGCCCUGCCGUAGGGAUUUUAUUCUUUGUUACUUACAUCAUUAUAUCAUUUCUUAUUGUUGUAAACAUGUAUAUAGCCAUUAUUUUAGAGAACUUCAGUGUAGCCACUGAGGAAAGUACAGAGCCUCUAAGCGAGGAUGAUUUUGAUAUGUUCUAUGAAAUCUGGGAGAAGUUUGACCCUGAAGCCACUCAGUUUAUUGAGUAUUCUGCACUUUCAGACUUUGCAGAUGCACUGUCGGAACCUUUGCGUAUCGCGAAACCAAACAAGAUCAAACUGAUAGCGAUGGACCUGCCCAUGGUCAGUGGGGACAGGAUCCACUGCUUGGAUAUUUUGUUUGCUUUUACUAAAAGGGUGCUAGGAGAAUCCGGAGAGAUGGAUGCCCUUAAAAUACAGAUGGAAGAAAAGUUCAUGGCGGCAAAUCCGUCUAAGAUCUCUUACGAGCCUAUUACGACAACCCUCAGAAGGAAGCAAGAAGAGGUCUCAGCCAUUGUCAUCCAGCGAGCCUACAGGAGACACUUGUUCCGGCGCUCAAUGAAGCAGGCAUCCUACUUGUACCGGCACAGAACUUUGGAGAACAGCAUCCUGGAGGAUGAUGCACCCGAGAAGGAGGGGCUGAUUGCAUUCAUGAUGAACGAAAACUACGGCAGGCCAAUAGACAAAUCAGAAACUCUCUCCUCCACAUCUUUCCCUCCCUCCUACGACAGCGUCACCAGAGGCACGAGCGAUAAUCUCCAGCUGAAGAUGACAGACUCGGGCAGAAGCGACGAGGCUAUAGAUUGUCUUCUCUCACCAGACAAGGAUAAAGAAUCGAUUGUUUAGGUGUUUGUUAAGAAUGCUUUAAAAUACUGUUUACAGAAUGUAAAGCUGUAACUACACAACAAUUGAAGCAGCCUUCUUAUUAAAAAAUAGUUGCAAAAGAAACAGUGGAGUUUUUACCCUUAACCACAGGAGUCUAACGAGUCAUAUAACCUUUGGCCCUGCUCUUUUUGACUUGACUGAGUAUUUAUAUUUGUAUAUGCACAGGAAGAAUCUCUGCAGGGUCACAGCUGUUAUAUCAGCAGUGUGAAUAAAAUACGCUAGGCUGUACGACAGUAAACACAGUGUAUAUCUAUCCACAGAUAAAGCUUGGCUGUAUACAUUCAUUUAAGGUCUUACUCAUAUUAGUGUGUUUACUUAUGGCAAUGUACGACCUUGCAUUCUGAAAAGAAAACAAAAUCUCACAGCUGCUGUAGCAAAAAUGUAACACUUACUGUAUAUGUUGUGAAUGGUCUUUCAUAAAUUUAUUAUAUUUGAUAUUUUUUUACUUAAAAGAAAAAAGGUCUCUUUUUCCAUGGAAAUUAAUGAUCCUUACACUCUUCGUGAGGAACCGAGUCAAGGUAAUAGGAGAUUACGGGAUGCCCGUCGCUUGAAGAGGAAAGCUGUUGCAAAGUAAACUAUCAAAUUAGCAACCUUUUAACUGUUUAUCACACUAAAUGCUCCCUCUUGGGACUUGUAACCGCUCACAAAGAAAAACAAAAAAUCAAAACAGAAAAGAGAGAAGGAAGUGAUGUGAAAGUAGUGAGAGAAAUGGCUUGUUCUGUCCUUGAGGAAACUAGGCAGUAAUGGAGUCUGUUUGUAAAACUGUUAAUAAAAGCACUACGUUUUUUAGUAUGUUUCAAGCAUCUGCUUUGAAUGGAGUCACAACCCAGCUCGCCACAGCAGCAGUCUGUCACCGUUGUCUGUAGUGCUCCAACGCACCGUCUGCGCUGGCCAAGUUUCUGUUCAGGUAGUGGGACAGGUUCUCUUUUCCCCAGGAAUGCUGAGCUAAGCAGCCUUGUUGGAAACAUUACUCCAAAAAUAAUAUUGCUACUACUGCUAUUUCUAUUGCUACUACUACUAAAAGCAAUGCCAAUUGGACCGUGUAGAACAGCUGUGACAGUGUGAUCAAGACGGUGGGAGGGGGAUUGCCUCUGGAUCCGUACAUAUAUUUGGGGGUUUGAAUCCUUUCUACUCAACGUCCAUCAUUCAUUUUCUCAGAUGGUGCAGUCAGAUUACAGGGGAAGGACAAGAAAGGCAGGAAGCAAUUAAAAAAAACCCAAACAAGAUCUGUGAAAUAGAUGUGUCCUCAUUCUGUAGGCAAAGUAAUAUUUAAUGUCCAUCAGCUUUAGGCCAAAGAAAUGGCAGUGGGGUGUGACCCUAGGAAAGUAUUAGAGGUUGGACCUGCCAACUUCAGUUAUCACUUACUGUUAAAUUUUGAGCCUCCAUAGAAAGUGAGAAAGUAUUUGUGGAAUACAAGGUCAAGUCCAUGAUUACAGACAACUUCUUUCUGUUUCACCUCCAGAUUGAUUGUAUUUGGAUUUGGGUGGACUUUGUGGAAACCCUUGAGAUUUCUGUAAUGCACUUUAAGGAAGAGUAAUGUGCUUUUCACCUUGGAGAAGAUACCAAGAAUGUAUUUAAGGUGUGUUGUCAUUGAAGUUUAGGUAUAUCCCAGGUUGUAAAGGAGUCAAAAGCCACAUAGGGUUGGCAAGGAGAAUUAAAGUGACACGUUACAGUCAAGUUCAUCUAUAGGCACUGUUAUCUGUCCUCUAGUCCUCCAAACCAGGUCAGAAUAUGUGAAGAGAACGACAAGAGGAUGAUUGUGUAAAUAUGGGCUAAUAUAUUCUCUCCAUUCAUUGAGAGGUGUCUCAGGUGUUCACUUGAGAGUGGUCUAUCAGUUCAUUCAGAGGAUUUGCCAUCAGGAUUCCUGGGGUCUAUUCCUGAUUCUUACUACACGAUUUUUAGGCAAAUAAUUUAACCUAUCUGUGCCUCAGUUUACCCAUCUGUAAAAUGGGGAUAAUAAUACUUAACCUACCUCACAGGGGUGUCGUAAGACUUUCUGGUUGCAAAGUGCUAUAAGGGAAUGAAUUGUACUAUAUAAGUAUUAUUAUAGUCAUGCUCUCUUGCCCUUUUAACCCCAUGUCUAUGGUGUAUAACAUAGGGCUGUUCCUUCGGGCAUUUUGCUGCCUUUAAAUCUUGUGUGUAAUUAGACUCUAACUUAAGGGAACUGCGCUUUGUUCCUCGAAGUGAAAACACUCUGUUCUUUCCUCCCUCCCCCCCACCAACCAAAAAAAACCCACCCAAAUUUGCUGAAGGCUUCUCAAAUUAGAGAAACUUUAUACAUGUUCCCUGUGUAUUUAUGCUGUGCUGUUAUUCUGACUGUACAUAUCACCCAGAGGAUGUGAGUUUUAUAUUUAUAUGCAUACACCCCCCCUAUAGCUAUACCUACAUAUGUAUCUUGUGAGUGUAUGGAGUGGCUGACACUCAGAGGACACAACUUACUGAUUCAAAUGGUUUCUUCUCAAUGGGAUCUAUUGAUCAUUAGCAAAGAGCUGCUGCCUAUAAUGAAACCAUUUAAUUAGAAAACAGCACAUUCAUUACAUGCUGAACAAGCAGUUAUUGGCUGACAAGAAGUGAAAUUAUUUUCCUUUCAAAUCUUUAGGACGGGGUGGGGGAGGGGAAGAGAGAAAAAUACGAAGAGAAAGAAGCAUUUCUUAUCUGUUUUGGUUGAGUUUUAUUUUGUGUACAAUAUAAAUCGUUCAAAGUCCAAGCAAGAAGCUGGCCUGCACUCAGCACUGCAAUGUUGGUCAUGCUACUUAACACGAAAAGUAAUAGCUGUUAUCACUUGCAUUAGAAAAUAUUCAAGUGAUAUAUUUACUAAGAGUCAAGGCCAGAAGUGAGCAGGAUGUGGUGGAUGAUGGUUAGCUGUCACUGAUUAUUUUAGGCAAGAGCUGUUCCUCUGGUCAUGUCACCCUUGCCUUGCACAUUUUAUUGUCAUUGCUGCGAGACCCUUCAGUACUGAAGCAAUUCCAAAUGGUUCUGUCUUCUACCCAAAACAUGUAAAAAAAAACUCCAAAAACUCAGAAUGCAAAAAAAGAUCCCAACAAGUCAAUAAAACCUCUUGAGAGAAAGGGUCUUAACUAGAGGUGUUUACAGUGCAAUUUUCCCAACCGGAAUUGGAAAUGACUUUCCAGCCCUUUGUAACUGGAAGGUUGUUUUUUUUCUACUGAGCUUUCUAUUUCGUGGCCCAUUUCUUCAGAGCUGGAGAGGGAAUGGUGUCUUUGAAUGGUAUGCAGAACUCCCCUCCAAAACCCCAACUUCCCUCACUUGCAGGUCUUCAGUGUUGGAGGUGCUGAUCCAAAUCUAGCAGUGCUACAACCUCCUGGUGCAGUGAUGUAGUUAGAGACACUGACUCAAUAGUUGGCCCACACUGUCUAUAAGCAUGGUGAGUGCUACCAUUUUUUUCUGUUGGUUUGUUCACUAAAGGCUGCCACAUGAAUCACUCAAGCUAUGAAAAGAGCAAGGAAAAUAUCAGCCAAUAUCAUAGGACAUAUUAAGCUGUUUGUACCUGGAAAAAAAAUCAAGUUUAUUAUGUUUCUUUAUUAAAUAAAUAAGGAUAACAAAUA